ACUUGACCAGUGGAACGCUGGUGCUCUACUAAAUAGGCUUACACUUACCGAAUAGAGAACAAGAUCCCUCAGUUAUAAGAUUUAGAUAUGGAGUUCUAUUACCUCCUAAUGUUAACAACCUCCUCUCAUCUUGUGAUUGCUACUGCUAAUUCUGUACCAGUAGAAGCAAACACUGAAGCAGUGGAUAACAAUACUUGCUGGACAACGGUACAAAUACCCUGUGAAACUUCACCAACCACACAAACUGGUUUAAUAAAAGAUCUCAGCUCAAAGAAGUCUAUUGGUUCAAGAGUGAUUGAAGAUCAUGACCUGGAUUGUUAUCCUUGGAUGUUUCGUAAUUCAACAAAUGGAAAAUGUGAAUGUAGUAACAUUCCACUUCACUCUGUACUAUGUGAUGUUGAAAUCAGCAGGACAUCCAUUCUAGAUUGCUAUUGUAUGACUUACGAUAGUGAGAGCAAUGAAACUCAACUAGGAAGAUGUGUGUAUGGUUGCGGACAUAAAACGGACACUGUGUUUUAUCCACUUCCAAAUGACACAGACAAUCUUAAUUCAUACUCUUGUGGAAAUAUGAACCGCCAUUCAACACUAUGUGGGAAGUGUCUACCAGGAUAUUCACCACUCUUGUACUCGUAUGAAAUGAAAUGCAUGAACUGUACGGGAGAGAGUAUGACCUACAAUUGGAUCAAGUACAUAGCAGUUGCUUACAUUCCAUUAACAUUUUUCUUUUUCUUUGUCGUAAUCUUUAAAUUUAACGGAAAUUCUCCUUUGCUGAAGUUGUUCAUUAGUGUGUCCCAGGGAAUCUUUUCACCCAUAGCGGCAAAAGCUUUUCUUUCAGUUGUUUCAAGGAAAGCUUAUAUUGAUAAUUUUACUAGAGCUUUAGGUAGCUUCUAUGGGAUCUGGAAUUUGGAUUUCUUUCGUACUGUCAUUCCACCUAUUUGUGCGACGGACAUCAGUCAAAUACAAGUGCUUGCUUUGGAUUAUGCUAUUGCCUUUUAUCCAUUGGUACUGGUUAUUCUGACUUACUUUCUCAUUAGUUUGCAUAGCCAUGAUGUACGUAUAGUUGUUUGGUUGGGAGACCUUUUCAUAAGGUUUUCGGUUUAGUUAGUCAAAGCUGGGAUAUGGAAGGGUCGAUUGUGAAUGCUUUUGCUACCUUCUUUUUACUCUCCUACUUAAAGAUUCUCAACACUACUACUGAUUUGCUAAUAUUUACUACAAUGUAUGUACUGAAAGACAACAACAAAGAAUACGCUAAAAAGCAUGUACUUUACUAUGAUGCCACAGUAGAAUACUUGGGACAAGAACAUCUUCCGUACGCAAUAGUAGCUUUGUUUGUCGGAGUUUUCAUUGUAAUACUUCCUAUAGUGUUUCUGAUUGUAUAUCCAAUGAAAUGGUUUCAGAAAUGUCUCAAUGCU
Halichondria panicea is the source of this 1412-nucleotide messenger RNA. RefSeq lists its product as uncharacterized. Lineage: Eukaryota; Metazoa; Porifera; Demospongiae; Suberitida; Halichondriidae. Bases 88 to 1101 code for a protein of 337 amino acids. The transcript has a single exon. The record is from RefSeq and is a predicted model, not a curated record.